AUGAUCCCUCAUUCCUCUGCCGGCGUCCAACAGUGGGGUCAUCAUCCCCUUCACGCCCUGAAUCCGGGCGCUGGACGCACCGAUACGGCUUCGGCGCUGGGCCCGUCGGACCUCCAGCUGGAGAAGGCGCCCAUGUCUGCGCCUCAGCCCCAACUACGACAACCGGCGGUCGUCGACCUCACAACACACUCUGGCGAUACAUCUGAGAGGGAACCGCCGUCAAAAAGACUCCGCCUGGAUCUGCCAUCCGUUGCGUCCACAGGUGAUGCGAGUCCGGCGUCGGGGAACGGUGAGCCGCGGAAUACCCCCAGCACCAGCACCCCUACCGCAAAGCCAUCUUCUCUAUCCUGGCGUGGUCGACCAGUAUGGUCGUUCCAAGCGUUGAUAUCGGAGAUCCCCGGAAGUGGUGGAAUGAGCGAGGAGGAUGCUGCUGCCGUUGCGCAGAGUGGGAAACCGGCGUCGCCGCCCCCGUUUCCUGUCCUCCCUUGGAAAUACGCACCUCCGGAGGCCGCGGGCAAUAAGUCCGUCAAAUCACGGGAUUCUUCGCCUGCAAAGAAAGUACAGACAACCCCGUAUCAUAUCGAGUGCCCGUCCGUGGCCCCCGUUCUCAAAGGCCAGAGUAAGUGCCCCUCCGUGGAGUGGACGCCGAAAGACCCAUCUAACCAUCGCGGUCAAUUUUCAGAAGUAGCGGACUUCUCCCCGUGGACCGGAAAUCACCCGGAAGAUGUCCUUAAUGAACAGACAGCGAAGCAGGGACAUUACGACCGCACACAAGUCUCCCAAAAUGAAUCCAACACCGCCCGACCUUCCUUAUACGCCCAGCUCAAGCAUCGCUCCGGCUUGCAGAUGCUUUCCUCCGUCUUCGCUGCUGCCCUCGAGAAGAGGCAAAGCCACAAUCUAGUCAACGCUCCCUCCACCUUCAAACCACCGCCGCGAGUCACCUUGACCGACAACAAACGCGAGGCAUGGCUUCGAGAUCUCGCCAAUCCCUCUGUUCCGCUGCGCCGGUUGAGUCGAACCAUCCCGCACGGCAUCAGGGGAAAGGCCCUUCUGGAUCAAUGCUUGAGCAAAUGGAUUCCUGUCAACCGCGCCGUGUGGCUGGCCAAGUGUGUGGGUGCCAAUGAAAUUCGCGCGUUCAAGCGGAAGGGGACUAGCGGAGCGGUGGUUAUAGGCUUAGAGGCCAAAUGGGUCCGUGAAUGGACUGCACAUGUACAGCAAUUCCUGGAGGGCCUGGUUGCUGCAUGCGGAACAGCUGAUUGGAAGAUGAAGAUGACAUAUGCCGUCGGACUGACUGCACGUCUUUUUUUCGAACGCCUGCUUGAUGACGAACAAUACCUCGGGUGGUUUCUGUCUUCACUGGAGGCUGCAUCCCUCAAUACGGUCCCUGUGUGGCUCCUCAUGCUGGGGAUCUACUGGGACAGUAUUAUGCGGUACCGCAAGCGUGGACGUCGACUGGCCGAAGCGUUGUUAGAGAAGCUCCGUCAGGUCACGAACCCGGAACAUGCCACCACUCUCCGUCCACUCGUCGAUCGAUUGUCACUUCAUAUCAGAACACUCGUUGUCGAGCACACGUCUUCGGUCAUCCUUCCUAAUUCGUGGGCAAAGUACAAGGAUCUUGUGCUUUCUUGUCUAAAUAUGAAAGACAAUACUCACAAGGCCAUUUUCCAAAAUGUUGCGGAACGCAAUGCCCGGAUCCAAUUAUCCAAGGAUCGACAAGAUUCUGGACAACGAUCACCACAACAGCGUGUCAUCCAUCUAUUUGACGCUGUCUGUUCCACCCAUGAUGUUGCAUCAGCCGCCGCCGCGUGUUUAAAGACUAUAGAUGAUAAAUCCCUUCUGGUGACCAAACUUCUGGAGUGGACGGCGACUCCCUUCCGCUGUGGUCUGUGUCGCGUGUAUACUGCUGUGCGCCUUCUCCGGAAAUGGAAGAUGUCAGGAGUAGAUAUCGACACCUACAUCCUUUCAUUUCUUACCAGAACCGGUAAUCGUGCUUCGCUGACCAUGGACAAUAUCUACCACGUCAUUUCGGAGCUGGUCAGGUCUCAGACAUUCUCUGUGGGGCGAUACUUGCAAUGGCUGAUGGCGAAGGGCGUUUCGUCCAGCAACCAGUCAGAUCAUUCCAUCGAUCUGUACCUCUUGAAGCAGCUUCCUAUGACCCGCCUCCCAGACCACGUGCGCAAUCUGCGCAACACGCUUUUGUACCGUGCCGGUGUCCCUGCAACGUUGGAGGAUUCGACCAUUGCGGAGCUCAAGGCCUCGAUCGCUGGGCGACUUCCCAAUAUAUUCGGCAAUGAGGUUGAACACACGAUGGUGGUGGAAUCACCAUCCCUGGAUUUAACCUGGGCCGUCAAAUCCGAAAUCGGUCAAUGGCUUCGACGUGGUAUUUCCGGGCACUGUCGCAACGCAACUAGUGCAAUGGCUGGAAUUACUGUGCCUGCUGAUAGGAACGUUUCCCGUCUCACUCCCGAUGAGUUCUACCACAUACGGGACGUUCUGGAGAGUUUUGGAGACCUAUCUAUGCUUGCAGAUGUGGUGAAACAGACGACUAGCUGUGACGACAACAUUGUUCUGGCCUCUGCGGCUGACACGGUAAACUACCAUUUUGACUCGUUUUGUGUCAUUGGCGCAACGUCGGAUCUCUUCAGGAGCUUGGUGGAAUCGUAUGCUCGGUUGAAACGACUGGGCACUCCUAACCUUGACUUGGUCUUUUCCCUGAUUGAGCUUGGACUUCGACUUCCGCAAGAGUGUAAUACUGUUGCUCUUCUUCGUCAGGACCUUUUGCGUAUAGAAAGCAAGUCGGCAUUGGCAGCACCAUCGCCUUUAUCGGAUAACCCGUCCACCGCCAUCAAUGAAGCGGAUCCGUCUUUUCGCUCCAAAUUAGACCAGCUCCUUUCGUCCGGUGGUGGCAUGGAUGAAUCCACUAUGGCCUCGAUUUUUGCUUCUCUGACCAAUAUCCUCACCGGGCGCAAUGAGGACGUGAAGCUUUCAGCAAACGAAACAUGUCGGUACUUAGCCUACCUCAGACCCUUCCAUCCCAAGCAUUUCGAUGCCAUGUUGGUUCGAUGGGUGUGUGGGCUCUUGAAGAGCUCUGCUCGCUCGACCAUGCCGCACAUCCUGCCUCCUCUUAUUGGAGUCGGUUGUGUGACGAUACAUGCAUUUGUGUUCUUGGUCAAGAAGCUCCUGCAGUCAGAAAGGAUAGCUUCCAAAAUACCCAAUCCAGCUCGCCUAAAGAUGGACAUCUUGGACCUUCUAGUGCCCCCGGCACCAGGACAAAGCAGGUACUUUGAUUUGGUCACAUAUCGCUUCCACCUCGCGCAGCAGGAGUUCCUCCUCAAAUACUACAAGGAAACGUUGGACAUUAUCUGCGAUGCUCUCUCCACAAAUGCAGCUGCUGCAGGGAUCAACUCGGAACUUAGGAGUUCGGCCACCACGCUCCUCCGUCUUCUCCUUGCUCAGGAGCCCGAAGACGUGGUGCAGUAUUGUCUGCAAAAGAUUAGUGCUCAGCACUCUACCUUUACUUCCGUCCUGCAGGACACGUUGGAUCAAUUAUUGCAAUCUGUUUCACUGCAUGAUCCGCAAGUCUCCAUGGCCGAGAAUGUUAUUCGUACGACUGACGACUUCUCACUUCCAUUCUGUCAACUCAAGCUUCAGGUGCUCUCUAAUGCUGAAUCUAAAGAGAACAUGGGAGACGGAAUUGUGGACGUAAUGUUCAAGGCUGCAGUGGCGGACACCCGCGCCAAAGGGUCCAACUGGAUAGGUCUGGUACGGUUGAUGAGUCCGAAUUCAGUACAGCAGAUUCGGGAGCGAGCUGAGAAAGAGUUCUUUGCUGUCCCCCUCUUCGCAGAAACUCUCGGUGAUCAAUCAUUAUCCUAUGCACCAAAUACGGAGGCCCUGGAAACCGCCAAGCUAUACCUCACCAUAAUCGAUAAGCUUGCAUAUAGCAUUCCGGAGGCUGGUGUGCAAAGUGUGGGUCCUAUUCUCGUAGAGAAGAUGGACCUGCUGCUUCACAAGCUCGUAGUCAUGCAGACAAGCCUAGUCACCAGGCAAGGUGUGGUCUCCGAUCAAGCGACUCAAUCCCGUGCAAAUUUUGAGAGAGCACUGGCCUUCUGGUUCUCGGCCCUGUUGAGAAUGAUCGUCAUUCAUCGGACUGCAUUCAAUGUGCCAAGUUCAGUGCCUAGAGCGACGGUCGUCCAAGACCAAUCUCGUCUCCUGGUCUCGAUUUUCUGCAUUUCGCUCGCGCGUCUUCCGACCAAUAUCCUCCGUCUCUAUCCGACAGCCGACUAUUUUCCCCAUCCUAUCUCAUCUGAGGGCUACCGUCCUUGUCCCGGCAUCUUACUCCAAACCCAUGCUUUGGACGUUGCAGCGUCUCUUAUUGACACAUUCCCGGACGAAUCUCGACAGCAAUGUGCUCGUUUCCUCAAGGACAAAUGUCCUCCUUUCCUCCAGUUCCAGAACGACAAUCGGUUUUCCUAUCUUCUGGGGCCUGUUCCCGAUGCGGGAACCUCGAACAUUCCACCUCCUGCCUCUGUCCCCUCUCCUGCUGCCGCUGCAGCAUCCACUCCUACGCCCACUCCGUCCAGCGGCCUGCCUCCCGGGUCGUCCACCCAGCAGGCAUCCUCCACGCUCUCUGGUAUUCCAACCGGUGUCUCCGAAGACUGCGUGGCCAGCCGCCUUCGUCUCCAAUAUCGUGGCCGAACCAUCGGGCCGUACCCGGUCCGGCCAUGGGAGCUCCUCGAGGACGCAGCACCAAUUGUGGGAGUCAACGACACUGCAGUGAACCUCAAAUUCUUUGAUGCUCGACGGGUCAGAGCAUAG
This is a messenger RNA of Aspergillus terreus NIH2624, 4815 nucleotides long. RefSeq lists its product as uncharacterized. The transcript has 7 exons. Gene Ontology annotation, molecular function: transcription coregulator activity. Gene Ontology annotation, biological process: regulation of transcription by RNA polymerase II. Gene Ontology annotation, cellular component: mediator complex. The record is from RefSeq and is a predicted model, not a curated record. The coding region runs from base 1 to 4815 and encodes 1604 amino acids. Lineage: Eukaryota; Fungi; Ascomycota; Eurotiomycetes; Eurotiales; Aspergillaceae.